This is a messenger RNA of Colias croceus (clouded yellow), 1214 nucleotides long. It is a transcript of the gene Rpn9, whose product is annotated as 26S proteasome non-ATPase regulatory subunit 13. Gene Ontology annotation, biological process: ubiquitin-dependent protein catabolic process. The coding region runs from base 39 to 1196 and encodes 385 amino acids. Lineage: Eukaryota; Metazoa; Arthropoda; Insecta; Lepidoptera; Pieridae. The record is from RefSeq and is a predicted model, not a curated record. The transcript is spliced from 9 exons. Gene Ontology annotation, molecular function: structural molecule activity. Gene Ontology annotation, cellular component: proteasome regulatory particle, lid subcomplex; nucleus; cytosol.
AGCUAACUUCACACAAUUACGCGAAACAAUUUUGAAACAUGGCUUCGGUAAAGUUUGCAGUUAUUGAUGUUAACGAUUAUUUAUCUAAAAAACAGGCUGCAGAGCCAGAUUUAGCCGCAGACUGGGCAAAACUAGAGGAGCUUUAUAAUAAAAAAUUAUGGCAUCAGCUUACACUAAAAUUACAGGAUCUUGUCCUCCAUCCAUCCUUGCAAAGCGGCGACAAUCUAAUACAACUAUACAGCAACUUUAUCACUACAUUUGAAAACAAAAUAAAUCCUCUAUCGUUGGUUGAAAUUAUUGUCCAUGUGGUCAAACAAUAUACCGACAAGAAAGAGGCUAUUGCCUUCUUGGAGAAAGUGGAGGCAAAAGUUAAAAUGAAUGAUGAAGCCUUGGCUUUGUGUAAAGUACUCCAAGGUCAAAUCUAUCUGGAACAUCUAAACGACUUGGAUUCAACAGAGAAAAUUAUUGAACAAUUGGAGGGUAGUUUGGAAGAUGCUGAUGGAGUCACACCGGUGCAUGGACGCUUCUAUAAACUGGCUUCUGAGUACUAUCGUGUCCGCGGACCAAUGGGCCGCUACUACCGCGCAGCCCUACGCCACGUGGGCUGCGCUAACGGCGGCGCCGACUUGCCGCCCGCCGAGAGACGAGCGGCCGCACUACCGCUGGCGUUGGCCGCUGUGCUAGCGCCCGAUGUGUACGAUUUGGGUGAACUGUUAGCGCAUCCAAUCCUAGAGUCGCUUGAAGGCACUCCAGAUGCAUGGGCAUGUGAAUUGGUGAAAGCUGUGGCCGCUGGUGAUGUCGUCGCUUUUGAGAAAAUUAGGGCUCAAUCCCCCCACCAAGAAUUACAUCGUGCUGAUCGUCAGUUGAGACAGAAGAUAGCCAUUUUGUGUCUUAUGGAGAUGGCAUUUAACCGCACAUCGUCACAACGCAAGCUGACCUUUGCGGAGAUAGCUCGAGAGGCGAGGGUCCCUCAUGAUGAAGUGGAAUUACUGGUGAUGAAGGCGCUCGCUGAGAAACUUAUCAGAGGACAUAUUGAUCAGGUGAACGAAACAGUAAUGGUGUCGUGGGUUCGCGCACGAGCCCUCGGUCGAGGCGGUUGCGGAGCCCUAGCGCGUCGUCUCGGUGCGUGGUGCUCCGCUGCGGCCUCCGCGGCGGACCUGCUAGCGGGCGCAGCCCCUGAUAUACUCACUGUUUAAAUAUAUUAUAUUGGCAUU